Molecule: messenger RNA, 651 nt
Organism: Knipowitschia caucasica
Lineage: Eukaryota; Metazoa; Chordata; Actinopteri; Gobiiformes; Gobiidae
Source: the annotation of a GenBank genome assembly
AUGUUUUCAGCAGUGAAGCAGGAGGUGAAGCAGGAGGUGAUGGAGGUGAAGCAGGAGGUGAUGGAGGUGAAGCAGGAGGUGAUGGAGAGUCUGCAGACCGUGGACCUAGAGUCUGCAGACCGUGGACCUAGAGUCUGUAGACCGUGGACCGUGGACCUAGAGUCUGCAGACCGUGGACCGUGGACCUGCUCUGACGCCGUCUCCUCUCGGCGUUCGUCACACUCCCACAGACGUCUUCUCUCCCCCAGUCUUCUCUCCCCCAGAGUUAUCUCCCCCAGAGUUAUCUCCCCCAGUGCUCCUCACUCUUUGUGGGACAGAAUUGUUGUGGAGGUGGAGGUGGAGGAGGAGGUGGAGGUGCAGGGGGAGGUUGAGGUGGAGGAGGAGAUGGAGGUGGAGGUGGAGGAGGAGGUGCAGGAGGAGGUGCAGGUGCAGGUGGAGGUGCAGGUGCCCGUGCAGGUGGAGGUGCAGGUGCAGGUGGAGGUGCAGGUGCCCGUGCAGGUGGAGGUGCAGGUGCAGGUGGAGGGGCAGGUGCAGGUGCCCGUGCAGGUGGAGGUGCAGGUGCAGGUGGAGGUGCAGGUGGAGGUGCAGGUGCAGGUGCCCGUGCAGGUGGAGGUGCAGGUGCUGGUGCAGGUGGAGGUGGGGUUAUAUUAG